AUGGGGGGAGAGGUCGGGGAAGUGCUGGAGGAAACAGAUUCUAGCAGCAACCUCUGGAUAAGGAUCAAUGUGCUAUUUGCAAGGAAAAGGGACACUGGAAACGAGAGUGUCCGCGAGGGAGGAGAGGCUGUCCUGAGUAAACUGAACGCACAAAUAACUUUUGAAAAUGGGCGAGUACAAGUCCAUAUUCCAGAAAGUAAAGCCCUGGAAGCCCAGGUUUUUAUGUUACAGCAACCCAAGGCAGAAGAAGGGAUUCCAGAGGAGGUAGAGAAUGCCGUCACUCCGCUGGUUUGGGCCACCAAAAUCCCAGGGAAAUCACGAGCAGUGGAACCAGUAAGAAUACAACUAAAACCUAACGCCAGACCAGUAAAACAAAAACAAUAUCCUUUAAAAUUGGAAGUAAGAAGGGGAUUGGAAAAAAUGAUUAAUAACUUUGUACAGUAUGGAUUGCUAGUAGAAUGCCAAUCAGUCUAUAAUACGCCUAUUUUGCCAGUAAAGAAAUCUCAUUCAGAUGAAAAUAGGCUGCUACAAGAUCUUAGGGCUAUCAGUCAGACAGUGCAGGAUAUACACCCUGUCAUAGCCAAUCCAUAUAUUCUAUUGACUACGAUCAAGGAGAAUGAUAAGUGGUUCACAGUCUUAGAUUUAAAGGAUGCUUUCUUCUGCAUACCUAUAGAGGCAGGAAGUCAGGCAUUGUUCGCAUUUGAAUGGGAAAGUCCUAGGAGAGGUUGAAAAACACAACUUACCUGGACUGUGUUGCCCCAAGGUUUUAAAAACAGUCCCAUGUUGUUCGGAAAUCAAUUAGCAAAAGAAUUAGAAGUGUGGAAGAAGGAAAAUGAAGCUCCAACUCUCCUCUCUUAUGUGGACAAUAUUUUGGUUGCCACAUCCACACGGGAGGAAUGUAUUCAUUCAACUAUCAGCUUGUUAAAUUUCCUAGGGCAGGCUGGCUACCGUGUGUCAAGGAAGAAGGCGCAAAUAGCGAAGGCUCAAGUCUUAUACUUGGGAUUUAUCAUAUCACAAGGAGAACAGAGCUUGGGAACAGAAAGAAAAGACACCCUGAUAGAGAACCCUGACUGUGAACUGUUCACAGACGGAAGCAGUUUUGUGCAUCAAGGGAAACAAAUGACUGGUUAUGCGGUCGUGACUCGGACUGAAGUUGUGGAAGCUCGUCCGCUACCUGGGAACACAUCAGCUCAAAAAGCAGAAUUAAUGGCACUCCAAAGAGCCUUAGAACUAUCUAAGUAUAAAAAAGUCAACAUAUGGACUGAUUCCAAGUAUGCAUUUGGGGUAGUACACACCCAUGGAGCUAUAUGGAAAGAGAGAGAACUGCUAUCUGCACAGGGAUCUCCUAUCAAGUGUGGGGAUAUAAUUAAACAACUGUUGGACAGUGUUCAGCUACUGGUAGAAGUAGUCAUAAUGCGUUGUAAAGCCCAUCAGUCUAGACAAACAUCAACUAAUAUAGGGAACCAAUUAGUGGAGAAAAUAGCAGAAGAGAUAGCAGAGGAAAGCAUCCUGACUGUUGCCCCAUCGAGGUAUGUGAACCUCCCAAAUGUAACCCCGGAAUAUCAGAGCCAAGAUAACCAAUUGGCCAAACUAUUAAAAGCCCAUCUAAACCCUGAAGGAUGGUGGAUAACAGCAGAUAGACAAGUGAUAGUAACCCAGGCAAUAAUGAGACAAUUGGCCGAAGACAAACAUAAAGCAACACAUUGGGGUGCAGAAGCUAUUGUAAAUGCCUUAAAAGAUCAGGGUGGAGUGUAUUAA
Aptenodytes forsteri (emperor penguin) is the source of this 1758-nucleotide messenger RNA. RefSeq lists its product as uncharacterized. NCBI's taxonomy places the organism in Eukaryota, Metazoa, Chordata, Aves, Sphenisciformes, Spheniscidae. The record is from RefSeq and is a predicted model, not a curated record. The transcript is spliced from 3 exons. Gene Ontology annotation, molecular function: nucleic acid binding; RNA-DNA hybrid ribonuclease activity.